Messenger RNA from Manis javanica (Malayan pangolin), 2442 nucleotides. It is a transcript of the gene CCDC177, whose product is annotated as coiled-coil domain containing 177. Lineage: Eukaryota; Metazoa; Chordata; Mammalia; Pholidota; Manidae. The record is from RefSeq and is a predicted model, not a curated record.
GCGGCGAUGGAUGCAGCAGCGAUGGAACCCGGCUUCUUUUUUUAAGAAUCAGUGUGAGGGAAGGGAGCAGAUCUGCGUUAUUUUAGGGAGACCUUGUCGCACUCCCCCUCGCGCGUGUAGGUAGCGUCUGAGAUGUGUGUGGGCCCCAUGGGGAGACGCUGGCGGUGGCAGCUGGGGCUCCUACCGUGGCUGCAGCCGGCAGUAAUCCGACCCAGCCAGCGCGAGGACUGAAGAGGCGCACGGAGAGCCUCGAGCUGCGAACAAAAGCCCUCGGCGCGGGACCGGAGACCGGGACAUAAGACUCCACAAAGGAACAGAGCUCAGCCAUGGUGGACCCCGUGCCUGAAGAAGAAAAGGCGGGAGCUGAGCCUGGAGGUCCGGGAGGGAACGGAGCCUCCGCGCCGGUGCUCGCUGACGCCCAGGGCGCCCAGCAGCCGGCUGCCGCUUCGCCCUCGGCUUCGGCCUCUGCGGCGGUGCCCCACAAGGCUGAAGUCCCGUGCGCAACAGAAGGUGGACGGCGGGAGCAAUCUCCAUUGCUGCACCUCGACCUCUUCAACUUCGACUGUCCAGAGGCGGAGGGCAGCCGCUACGUGCUGACAAGUCCCCGCUCGCUAGAGGCCUGCGCUCGCUGCGCCGUCAAGCCAGUGGAGCUGCUGCCACGGGCCCUGGCAGACCUGGUUCGCGAGGCUCCCGGCCGCUCCAUGCGAGUGGCCACCGGCCUGUAUGAGGCCUACGAGGCGGAGCGGCGCGCCAAGCUGCAGCAGUGCCGGGCUGAGCGCGAGCGCAUCGUGCGCGAGGAGAAGCGGCGGCUCUUCACGCCGAUGGGCCCAGCGGCCGCCGUGGCCGCGGCCUCCGCCCCCAGCGCGGGCAUCUGCAGCAGCGCCAGCCUUCCGGCCUCGCCCGCGCCGCGUGCGGCCCGCAAGGCCGCCUCCAGUCCGUCCCCGGCCCGGACUCAACCUCCGCCCGCGAGUUCGCGGGCGGGAAGAAAGAGCCAUUCGCUAGAUUCGCUGUCCCGCCGGCGCGAGGGCGCCCUCAGUUCUGAGUCCGGCGCUUCGUCCUCGUCCUACAGCGGAGAGAGUCUGCGGGAUCUUUGCUGGCCGCCGCGGGCCUCGGCCAGAAACAGCUGCCCGGCGGGGUCGGCCUCCCCCGCGUCCAACCCUCUGGGCCGCCCGGGCGCCCUCGCCCUGGUUCCACUCACCGGCCGCAGCUUUAGCCUCGGCGACCUGAGCCACUCCCCGCAGACUGCUCAGCACGUGGAGCGCAUUGUGCGUCAAGUGCACGCCGAGCGGGGCCUGCGCGGGGUACCCGAGCGCGACCGAAAGAUCGCGGCGCUCAUGCUGGCGCGGCACCAGGAGGAGCGCCUGUUGCUGGAGCAGCGCGCCGCGGCCCACGGCCAGUGGGAGCAGCAGCGUGUGCGCGCCGAACAGCGGCGGGAGCGCGAGGAGCGCGAGAAGCAGCGCGCCCUGGAGCAGGGUCGCCGGGCCUGGGCUACGCAGGUGGAGGAGCGGCGCGGCCGCCGGGGCCGCGAGGAGCGAGAGGCGGCGCGGCGGCGGCAGCGGCAGUGCGAGCGCAGCGAGGAGCGGCGGCGGGAGCUGGCCGAGCACCAGGGCCUGCUGCGGCGGGAGCGGGCGGAGCGCGCGGCCCGGGAGGACCGGCUGCGCAAGCUGCACCAGGAGCAGAACCUGAAGCAGCGCGAGGAGGGCCUGCAGGAAGGGCGCGAGCGGACCGAGCAGGUCUGCAGGGAGCGCUCCCAGCGCGCGGCCCGCACCAAGCAGUGUCAGGACGGCCAGCUGCAGCGGGAGAAGCGAGAGCUGAGCCGGGCCGAGCGGGCACGCCACGAGGCGCUGCUGCAAGGCCGAGCCCGGCAGGAGCAUGAGGAUCGGGAGGGCCUGCGGAGCUCCCUGGAGGCCAGCUUGGGCCGCGCGCAGGAGAACUAUGAGCAUUUGGUGGAGCAGCGCACCCGGGAGCUGCGCGAGCGGGCCCGGCGGGAGGAGCUGCAGGGUCGGCGGGCCAAGGAGGCAGCAGAGCGCAAAGAGCGCGAGCAUCAGGCGCACCUGAAGGCGCUGGCCCGGGCAGGGGAGCUGCGACUGCAGCACGCAGCGCAGGCCGCCGAGGAGGCGGUGCAGCAGAAAGCGCGGCGCGUGGGCCAGAACCGGUUGGAGAAGGAACGGGCCCAACGCGCCAACAAGGAGAAAGUGGAGAGGGACGAAGACUGCCGCCGGCGGGAGCUCCUCCAAGCCAUCGGGCGCAAACUGGAGCGCAGCGAGCAACUGUCGCGCGAGCGGCGUAGCGCGCUAGAGAGCGCCCGCUCCACAGCCCGGGCCUCCUUCCACGUGCGCGAGAAGGUGCGCGAGGAAACCAACACGCGCUCCUUCGACCGCAUGGUGCGGGAAGCCCAGCUGCGCGCCAGCCUGGACCGCAAAUGACCGCCUCUCUGAGCCG